UGUGAUGAUAAUUUUCAAUAACAAAAAGGGCAGCCUUUGUUGUGUUGUGAAUUUGGUAGAUGUAGAUUAGUAUUUUCUUUCCACCCUUACGAAGUGAAGUUCAAUGUUAUAAUCAGUGUGUUUUGAUACGUGAGAACCAAAAUGGAUCCAGAAACGAGCCAAGAAGUCAGGCGUGAAGAGUAUCAAGACAUUUCGGUCGAAGACUGCAUUCAUUCCAUAUCAACAUCCAGUUUAUUAACAGAAGAUCGCUUAAGGAAAAGAUUACAAUUCUAUUUCAUGAAUCCAAUAGAAAAAUGGAUAGCCAGGAGAAGAAUUCCCUACAAGUUCAUUAUACAGCUAAUCAAGAUUGUUCUAGUCACUCUGCAACUAUCGCUGUAUUCCCACACAAGAUACCAACAUGUUAACUACACUUUCGAUAAUAGAGUCUCAUUUUGCCAUUUAUUUCUUAGAGGAUGGGAUCCAACGAGAGAAAUAAAUUCCUAUCCCCCUACUGCUGGACCUUUAGCUGUGUAUGUGAUAGAAGAUUUCUAUUCUACGAUAGAUUUUGCAGUCGAAGGCUAUGCAAAUGUAGGUAAGGCAAUUGGAACCUACUCAUAUACGAAUGAAGAUAAUUCAAUGCCUGAUAUGGUCUUUUGCUUAUACAAUUAUAAAAAAGGGGACAUUUAUGGUUUUAAUGAAUCUUAUGUAUUCAAUCCAGAAAUUGUUGAAACCUGCAGCAAUAUAACAUAUGAUAAAAAGGACCCAUUUAAAGCUGAAACAUACUUUCAAAACCAAGACAUAAAAUUUUCAUCUUUAGUCAAAGCAGUAUUGAAAUUUUCACUGAAAACAGUAAAUUUCAAAUCUACAGGUAGGAUUACACCUCCUAAUUGUUACCAAUUUGACAUUAUGAUUACAUUUGAUAAUGAAGAUCAUGAUGGUCAGUUAGCAAUAAGUCUUGAGACACAACCAACAAGACUCAAUUGCAAAGGUGAUGUUGAGUAUGUAAUUGAAGAUGAAAUCGAUUCUAUAUUACGAAGCCUGCUGAAUUAUAUUAUCAUUUCGUUAUGUGCAGUUUCAUUAAUACUUUGUGUAAGAGCUAUCUGGAGGGCCAUUCAAUUGAUGAAUGUAACUAAGGAAUAUUUUCUUACUACUUUCAAUAAACCACUUAGUACCAGUGAUCGUUGGAAAUUUUUCAAUUUGUGGUUUCUGAUGAUUAUUGUGAAUGAUAUCUUGAUUAUCAUAGGCUCAUCUAUUCAACAACAAAUUGAAAGAGAUGAGUUUGUUUCUGAUCAGUGGAAUGUUUGUAGUGUAUUUUUAGGAACAGGAAGUUUGUUAGUUUGGUUUGGGGUGUUGAGAUAUUUGGGAUUCUUCAAAACAUAUAAUGUUGUUAUUUUGACAUUACAAAAAGCCUUCCCUCAAGUUGUGAGAUUUUUGAUAUGUGCAGUCCUCAUUUAUGCAGGUUUUACAUUUUGUGGUUGGCUUGUCUUAGGUCCUUAUCAUCUUAAGUUCAAAUCAUUAUCUACAACUUCGGAAUGUUUAUUUUCAUUGAUUAAUGGGGAUGAUAUGUUUGCCACUUUCUCUAUACUUGGUACAAAAUCCGAAUUGUUGUGGUGGUUUUCUAGAGUUUAUCUGUAUACAUUUAUUAGUUUGUAUAUCUACAUAAUACUCAGUUUGUUCAUUUCUGUUAUCAUGGAUGCUUAUGAGACUAUAAAAGAAUACUAUGAAAAAGGUUUUCCAAAGAGUGAUUUGCUUAUUUUUAUUGGGGAAACCAAUUUAGAUGAUGUUUCUAAUGGACUUUAUAGAACAAGGUCUACUGAUAGUUUAGGUCUCGGUUUAGGUGGUUUGUUUAAAUACUUUUUCUGCUGUAAUAGGUUCAACAAAGAAUAUAGAGUAGUUCCAGUUCCUAAAAACAGUGAAACUUCAUAAUAAUUACUCCAGAUUUUCAAUUCACUUGAG
Messenger RNA from Coccinella septempunctata (seven-spotted ladybird), 1935 nucleotides. Its product is annotated as mucolipin-3-like. The record is from RefSeq and is a predicted model, not a curated record. The transcript has a single exon. Gene Ontology annotation, molecular function: NAADP-sensitive calcium-release channel activity. The coding region runs from base 142 to 1905 and encodes 587 amino acids. Gene Ontology annotation, cellular component: lysosomal membrane; plasma membrane. NCBI's taxonomy places the organism in Eukaryota, Metazoa, Arthropoda, Insecta, Coleoptera, Coccinellidae.